AUGAGAGACUCAGGCACUGUGGACCCCCAUCUGCAUCAGCGCUCGCCCGUUUCCCACCGGCAGCAGGGGUCCAGGUCCCUCUCGCCACACGAGUUUGGUGAGCGGUUCUCCGAGGGCCAGGAUGUCCUCGCCCGCUGGACCGACGGACUCUUCUACCUGGGGACUGUCACAAAGAUCGAUCAUGAAAAGCAGCGAUGCUUUAUUGUGUUUGAAGAUCGGUCCAAGUCCUGGGUGCUCUGGAAGGACAUCCAGACAGGUAUGGGUGACGAAGACGACGAUGAUGAGGAGGACGAGGAUAUAGUGUGCUCCAUUUGUCAGGAUGAGACGUCCGACGAGCCCAAUGAGAUCGUCAUAUGUGACCAGUGCGGACAAGGUUACCAUCAGCUGUGCCACACCCCCAUCAUCGACGCCGCCGUCAUCGACUCUGACGCCAAGUGGCUCUGCUCCGAGUGCUUAUCUAAGCGGUCUGGCUCGCAUCGCAGAAUAGCCACGCGGUACCAUGAGCCCGAGCCCGAGGAGAUGGAUCACUCUGGUCUGCAUCUGUCUUUCCCGUACAACCCCAACGAUCUGGUGUGGAACCCGGGCCACAAGACCAACAUGCAGCAGUGCUACUGCUACUGCGGCGGCCAGGGCGACUGGUAUCUGAAGAUGAUGCAGUGCAGCAGAUGUCUGCAGUGGUUCCACGAGGACUGUCUCCACAGUUUACAAAUGCCCAUGCUCUACGGAGACCGGUUUUAUCUGUUUGUGUGCUCUGUCUGUAAUCGUGGACCGGAAUACCUCACUCGACUGCCUCUCACGUGGGAGGAUGUGACUCACCUCAGCCUCUACAACCUCAGCGUCAUCCACAAGAAGAAGUAUUUUGACUCACAGUUGGACCUGAUGGUCUACAUCAAUGACAACUGGGACCUGCUGCAGCUUGGAGAGCUGGCUCAUACUCUCAUAUCCGAGCGAUUUGAGUAUGUUUUGGAGGCGCUCAACAACAACCCCAGCAUGUUCAUGUCCGGGAAAGAGGUGAAGAAGAAGAAGCACUGGUACGCCCUGAGGAUCCGCUUCCCGCCGUCUCCCCCCAACGCCGACGAGCCUGCGGGACGCAUGAUGGAGAGGGCCUCGCACGAGAUCACCAUCAAGGGCUGCCGGUCUGCGAAGAGCCUGUCCAACGCCAGAGACGUUCACUCGUUAACAAAUGGCACAGAGAAGAAGAAAAAGAAAAAGAAGAAAAAGAGGAAGCAGGAGGCGGAGUGUGUGGAGCCGCGGCCCCAGCGCUCCAGCGCACACUUGUCCCAGGAAAUGAGAAAGCCUUUAGAGUCUCACUCAAGGGAUCGAUUCCCUGCUAUCAAGAGUGACCGGCCUCUGAGUCGAACGUCAGACGUGGAAUCUAUAGGAGCCUUGAGCACCUCAGAAACUACCUCAACUAGCAUUUCAAGACCAUCGAGCCUCUGUGGUUCUAACCGGACUCGCCCUGCGCCCUCGUGCUUCGCACCCCUCGGCUCAGCUCCGUUAAAGAGGAAGCGCGGUCGUCCCAGGAGAAGUGCGCCACCCGCCAGCCUCGACAUCCCUCCACCCAGCGACGCCGACCCUCUGCCGGGCAGCACCGAGCUGCUCAGCCCCCUCCACGGCCUCCACUCCACGGACAUAAUCCACGGCAUGGACCCCAACAGCCAAAUGACCCACCUCCGCAGCUCCAUCAGCAGCUACUUCGGCCCCGCGGGACGCCUGGCCUGCGGGGAGCGGUACAAGGUGCUGGCGCGCCGGGUCACGCUGGACGGCAGGGUGCAGUACCUGGUGGAGUGGGAGGGAGUCACUGCUUCAUAA
This is a messenger RNA of Knipowitschia caucasica, 1812 nucleotides long. The record is from the annotation of a GenBank genome assembly. Lineage: Eukaryota; Metazoa; Chordata; Actinopteri; Gobiiformes; Gobiidae.